GGGUCUUUUUGUCUCUAGAGCAGAUUAAACGUCACGUCCGCACUUGAACUUGAAUUUUAUCCCAUUGUACAGAGGCAGCCCCAGCCACAGAGAGACCGAGAGCUCCCGGAGAACCCGGACUCCGCCAUCUUCACGUUGCAAUCUAUAGCUCCUGUCCACGCCCGCACCGACCCGGGCGCACUGGGCGAACCGCCCCGCAGACCCGCUCCCCCUGGGCCCGCGGCGCCGGGCAGUGCUGGGGAGCGCGCGCGGGGACCCGCAGCCCCUCCGGCCGGCGCCAGCCUGCCAGGUGACCCGGGAAGGAGCCGCUCCCGGAGUCCCCCAGAGCCUCGGAGGGGUCAGCCUCCGAGAAAGAAAAAAAGCAGGCAGCGCGCAGAAAACCCAGAAAGAGCCGAACCAAGGCAGUUUUUCAUUGCUUUCGGGUUUUUGAGGGGGCGGGGUAAGGGGGGCACGAGACAAGUCCCCAAGUUUUCUUUGCUUUUUUUUUUUUUUGCUUCUUUUUUGAAAUUUGUUUGCAUUUUUUUCUCCCCCCUCCCCUUGGGUGGAAGUGCGCGUUCCACCUACCAGACCCCGAAAGAAAGGUGUCAAGAGGCCGGUGCAAAACCCGGUGUAACUUCAAGAAGACAUUUACAAGUCUAAGAGGCCAAGCACUUUGAAGAAGUGUGAGAAAUAUUUUUCCUUCAAAAGAAUAUAUUUUUUAAAGAAACCGGUCAGCCCGCGGCGAGCAACUGCAGUUUUAUAAUUUAUUUUAGCCUUUUCUAUUUUAGACCAAGCCAUCUUCCUGGUUUUUUUCUUUUUGCAAAAACAAAAACAAAAACACAGCCCAGAAGAAAAAGCAAAAUAAAGACGAAGAAGAAGAAGAGGAGGAGGAGGAAGAAGAGAGGAAGGGCAGAGGCACCAACCCGGGCGGAGGAGGAGGCGCGGCGGCGGCGGCGGCGGCUCUGACCCCCUCCCCGGCCCGCAUCUGUGCAGCUCUCCGGGCGAUGCCAGAAUAGAUGCCGGGGCAAUGUCCCGCCGCAAACAGGGCAACCCGCAGCACUUGUCCCAGAGGGAACUCAUCACGCCAGAGGCUGACCAUGUGGAGGCCGCCAUCCUUGAGGAGGACGAGGGUCUGGAGGUAGAGGAGCCGAGCGGCCUGGGGCUGAUGGUGGGUGGCCCCGACCCUGACCUACUCACCUGUGGCCAGUGUCAGAUGAACUUUCCGCUGGGGGACAUCCUGGUUUUUAUAGAGCACAAGAAGAAACCGUGUGGGGGCCUGGGCGCCUGCUACGACAAGGUCCUGGACAAGGGCAGUCCUCCACCCUCCUCUCGCUCUGAGCUCAGGAGAGUAUCUGAGCCAGUAGAGAUCGGGAUCCAGGUCACACCGGAUGAAGAUGACCACCUAUUGUCGCCCACGAAAGGCAUCUGUCCCAAGCAGGAGAACAUUGCAGGGCCGUGCAGGCCUGCCCAGCUGCCAUCGAUGGCCCCCAUAGCUGCCUCCUCUUCCCACCCUCCCACAUCCGUGAUUACUUCACCUCUGCGUGCCCUGGGCGCUCUCCCACCCUGUUUCCCGCUGCCUUGCUGUGGUGCACGCCCUAUCUCGGGCGACGGGACUCAGGGUGAGGGUCAGAUGGAGGCUCCCUUUGGAUGCCAGUGUCAGUUGUCAGGUAAAGAUGAGCCUUCCAGCUACAUUUGCACAACAUGCAAGCAACCCUUCAACAGCGCCUGGUUCCUGCUGCAGCAUGCGCAGAACACGCAUGGCUUUCGCAUCUACCUGGAGCCUGGGCCAGCCAGCACCUCGCUCACGCCCAGGCUCACCAUACCGCCGCCGCUUGGGCCGGAGGCCGUGGCACAGUCCCCGCUCAUGAAUUUCCUGGGGGACAGCAACCCAUUCAACCUGCUGCGCAUGACGGGCCCCAUCCUGCGGGACCACCCAGGCUUCGGGGAGGGCCGCCUACCGGGCACGCCACCGCUCUUCAGCCCACCUCCACGCCAUCACCUGGACCCACACCGCCUCAGUGCAGAAGAGAUGGGGCUCGUGGCCCAGCACCCCAGUGCCUUUGACCGAGUCAUGCGCCUAAACCCCAUGGCCAUAGACUCUCCCGCCAUGGACUUCUCACGACGGUUGCGAGAACUGGCAGGCAACAGCUCCACGCCGCCGCCCGUGUCCCCAGGCCGUGGCAACCCUAUGCACCGGCUGCUGAACCCUUUCCAGCCUAGCCCCAAGUCCCCGUUCCUCAGCACGCCACCGCUGCCACCUAUGCCCACAGGCACACCGCCACCGCAGCCACCUGCCAAGAGCAAGUCCUGUGAGUUCUGCGGCAAAACCUUCAAAUUCCAGAGCAAUCUCAUCGUGCACCGGCGCAGCCACACGGGCGAGAAGCCCUACAAGUGCCAGCUGUGCGACCACGCGUGCUCGCAGGCGAGCAAGCUCAAGCGCCACAUGAAGACCCACAUGCACAAGGCGGGCUCUCUGGCUGGCCGUUCAGAUGAUGGGCUGUCAGCCGCCAGCUCCCCUGAGCCAGGUACCAGUGAGCUGCCCGGCGACCUUAAAGCAGCCGAUGGCGACUUCCGCCACCACGAGAGCGACCCAUCGCUGGGCCCUGAACCCGAGGAUGACGAGGAUGAGGAGGAGGAGGAGGAGGAGCUGCUGCUGGAGAAUGAGAGCCGGCCUGAGUCGAGCUUCAGCAUGGACUCGGAGUUGGGCCGAGGCCGUGAGAACGGGGGCGGCGUGCCACCGGGUGUGGCGGGCGCAGGGGCUGCAGCAGCGGCUCUGGCGGACGAGAAGGCGCUGGCACUGGGCAAGGUGAUGGAGGAUGCAGGGCUGGGCACACUGCCUCAGUAUGGGGAGAAGCGCGGCGCCUUCCUGAAGCGUGCAGGCGAUGCAAGUGACACGGGAGCCGGCGGCUGUGGGGACGCGGGUGCGCCAGGUGCAGUGAACGGGCGUGGUGGGGCCUUCGCUCCAGGCACCGAGCCCUUCCCCGCGCUCUUCCCACGCAAGCCCGCUCCACUGCCCAGCCCUGGGCUCGGUGGUCCCGCGCUGCAUGCGGCCAAGCGCAUCAAAGUGGAGAAGGACCUGGAGCUGCCACCUGCUGCACUCAUCCCUUCUGAGAACGUGUAUUCGCAGUGGCUCGUGGGCUAUGCAGCGUCACGCCACUUCAUGAAGGACCCUUUCCUGGGCUUCACGGACGCACGCCAGUCGCCUUUCGCCACGUCGUCGGAACAUUCCUCCGAGAACGGCAGCCUGCGCUUCUCCACACCACCCGGGGACCUGCUGGAUGGUGGGCUGUCAGGGCGCAGUGGCACGGCGAGCGGGGGCAGCACGCCUCACUUGGGUGGCCCAGGUCCUGGGCGGCCGAGCUCCAAGGAGGGCCGUCGCAGCGACACGUGCGAGUACUGCGGCAAGGUCUUCAAGAACUGUAGCAACCUGACGGUGCACCGGAGGAGCCACACCGGAGAGCGGCCUUACAAGUGCGAGCUGUGCAACUACGCGUGUGCGCAGAGCAGCAAACUCACACGCCACAUGAAGACGCAUGGGCAGAUCGGCAAGGAGGUGUACCGUUGCGACAUCUGCCAGAUGCCCUUCAGUGUCUACAGCACCCUGGAGAAACACAUGAAAAAGUGGCACGGUGAACACUUGCUGACUAAUGAUGUCAAAAUCGAGCAGGCCGAGAGGAGCUAAGCACGUAUGCGGGGGAGGGGACACUCGUGCGUCUGUACAGCGUGACCAUCGCCAACCAUCGCCAACGGACCCGGUGACCGGACUGGCCUCUGAGUCUCCGGGACCCAGGGAGGCGGCAGUCCAACCUAACCUGUGUCUGCGAAGUCCUAUGGAAACCUGAGGGUUGAUUAAGGCAGUAAAAAUUAAAAAAAAAAAAAAAA
Messenger RNA from Acomys russatus (golden spiny mouse), 3861 nucleotides. It is a transcript of the gene Bcl11b, whose product is annotated as BCL11 transcription factor B. The record is from RefSeq and is a predicted model, not a curated record. Gene Ontology annotation, molecular function: RNA polymerase II cis-regulatory region sequence-specific DNA binding; DNA-binding transcription factor activity. The transcript has 4 exons. Gene Ontology annotation, biological process: positive regulation of transcription by RNA polymerase II. Bases 1007 to 3661 code for a protein of 884 amino acids. Gene Ontology annotation, cellular component: nucleus. NCBI's taxonomy places the organism in Eukaryota, Metazoa, Chordata, Mammalia, Rodentia, Muridae.